This is a messenger RNA of Malania oleifera, 1937 nucleotides long. RefSeq names its product cyclin-D5-1-like. The coding region runs from base 300 to 1295 and encodes 331 amino acids. The record is from RefSeq and is a predicted model, not a curated record. Gene Ontology annotation, biological process: regulation of cyclin-dependent protein serine/threonine kinase activity; mitotic cell cycle phase transition. Gene Ontology annotation, molecular function: cyclin-dependent protein serine/threonine kinase regulator activity. The transcript is spliced from 5 exons. Gene Ontology annotation, cellular component: cytoplasm; nucleus; cyclin-dependent protein kinase holoenzyme complex. NCBI's taxonomy places the organism in Eukaryota, Viridiplantae, Streptophyta, Magnoliopsida, Santalales, Ximeniaceae.
CCCUCUCUCCCUGUAACCGCUAAAACCCCACAUAGGAAGCACUAAGCUCUAUCACAUCCGCUAAAUUUGGCGGCAUCGGCAUCUACAUAUCCCACAUCACAUCCGCCAUAACCCACCUCCCACCUUCGUUUUCGCCCCUGUUUGGUUGUGGGGGUCAACCGAUUUCUCCUCCCCCCCCCCCCGCCCCCCCAAUCAGUCGCUCGUCGAUUUAGCUGUUUAAAUCCCUGCUUCUGAUUCUCAGAUUCCGUGUUUAUAUGUAGAGAGAGAGAGAGAGACCCAGAUUUAGAAAAUAAUCAAAAAUGGAGGAUUCCCCUUCUUCAGUUUCGCACUCCAGCCUCCUCUGUCCAGAGAGCGGGUCUUGCCUGGAUGAAGAGGUAGAGAAAGAUACCUUCGUUAAUAAUAACCUCAAAGAUUACACUUUUCCCGAUACAGAAGAUCAGUACAUAGAAAUGUUGCUUGCUAGAGAGAUCAAUUUUGGGGUCAAAAGGGGCGAGUCUUCUUGUUCUUUGAUGAUGGGAGACUGGUUUAAAAGCGCUCGCCUGGAAGCAAUCGAAUGGGUUCUUAAAACUAGAGCUGUCUUCCGAUUUCGUUUCCAAACAGCUUAUUUGUCCAUGGCAUACUUCGAUCGAUUCCUUUUGAAGCGAGCCAUAGAUAGCGAAAAGACAUGGGCGAUUCGAUUGCUAUCAGUGGCUUGUCUUUCGCUGGCGGCGAAGAUGGAGGAGUGCAGAGUUCCUGCACUAUCAGAGUUUCAGUUGGAGGAUUACAGAUUUGAAAGCAAGGUGAUUCGGAGGAUGGAGCUUUUGGUUUUGAACACAUUGGAAUGGAGGAUGGGUGUAGUCACUCCUUUUGCUUUUGUUCAUUACUUCAUCUCAAAGUUCUGCAAAGAAGCUCCACCAAGCAAUGCUGUGUCCAAGGCACUUGAACUUAUCUUGGCUAUGAUGAAAGACGCGAAUUUAAUGGAUCAUCGGCCGUCCACUGUAGCAGCUGCCGCGGCCUUGAUGGCAUUAGAGCAGGGAUUAACAAGAAGUGAAUUGGAAUUUAAGAUUAAUUCCAUUGCCUCCUGCAGAUGUAUUGAAAUUGAGGAUGUGUUUUCAUGCUACAGUCUAAUGCAGAAACUAGAGACGGAAAAACUUAAAACAACCCAGGUCAUGGUAUCCCCGGAUCGGACGCCAAUCCAUUUAAGCCAGACUAAUGCUUUUGAUAAUUCUUCAGUUACAUCUGCCAUUAGUGCCAAAAGGAGGAGACUUGCAUUCAAUGAUUGUGAUAAAAAUUAUGGCUUAUCUGAUGAGAAGUGAGUCUGCUAGGGAAGCUCCAUUGGUGAAAGGUUCAUCAGUGGCAUAUUGGUAUAAUGGUAUUGGUCUAAUGAGCGUGUUCUAUUUUUUUUUUCCAUAAAUUUUUUAAUUAUUAUUACUCCAUGAAUGUGGGUUCAACUUUCAAGUAGAUUGUCUCAUCAAGGAAACAAUCAAAGAAUGGGGAACCAGGGAAGGAAAAGAGAUCUAAAAGCAAAGCUUUGGGGUGCAUAGAAAGGCUGGUUGCUGUGAGGUCCUAAACAUUACAAGACAAGUGAGAAAGAGGCCCCAGGUAGGAGGGAAGGAGGUCUUAAAGCCUGCCUUCUGUCUGUAACAGGGGCACCCUGAGUUGCUGCUGCUUACUUGUUCAAUUUGUUCAAUAUAUUUAUUAUUUCUUUCUUUCUUCUUUUUUUUGCUUUAUUUAUGAAUUAAUUACAGUAUUGAGGAUCCCUUUCAACCCUACCUAUUGAUGGGAUGCUUGGGAUGCUUAUCAUGUCUUUGAAAAGGCUGAAAGAAAUGAAGAGUUGGGGGGUGAAGAGGGAGAAAGGGAGGGAGGGAGGAGUUGUCUGAGUGAUUUGAAUGAUGCACCUGUGUUGCUUGUUGCCCAUCAAAGGUUUGUAAAGGUAAAUGUGAUUGGAUUUGUUUGAA